This is a messenger RNA of Aegilops tauschii subsp. strangulata, 1800 nucleotides long. NCBI's taxonomy places the organism in Eukaryota, Viridiplantae, Streptophyta, Magnoliopsida, Poales, Poaceae. The record is from RefSeq and is a predicted model, not a curated record.
AUGGUUGAGAUUUUUGAUCCUAGCAAGGGCAGAUUCAUUGUACAAGACUUGGUUGGCGAAGUGUCUCUCGGUGCCGUGGAUGUUGAGUGCAUCUUGGCCUUGGAGAACCACGGACUGUCGGCAGAAGGUAUUCUCGGUGAGGAUGUUAAAGAUCGAGUGCCGCCUCAAUUCCUGAGCAAGACCACAGUUCUUGCUCCCAUGUCAAGCAAGACUGUACCAAAGCAAUAUUACGCAUUGGUGGACGAUGUGAAGCGUAUAUCCAAGAUUAAUUGGAAUGCAUUCACCCUCCGGGUUCUGCUGGACUGCCUUCGCAACGUGAGGAAAGGCAAACACCUCCGCCAAUGGCCGAGAGGGUACUUAGCUCUCCUGCAGUACCUGUACUGGGAGAAGGUUCAGCCUCUGGAAGGUGAAUGUGCAUUCAAUCCUAGCUUGUCCAUGGAACCUCUAAUGAGGAAUUGGACUGAAGCUGCAGCCUCAAGGAGAGACAAGUUUGAUUAUGACCACGGCCGUGGCCGUGGUAACAUCAAGAUUGAAGACAACAUAACCAAGGAGUAUAGGGCGCAGGAGCGCAAAGUACCCGAACCAGAAAAGCCAAAAAUGAAGCCCGCCGUUGGUGCGGCAAAGAAGUCCAAGUUAGCCUCAAACGCGGACGAGAUGAUGAACCUCAUCAUGAAGCGGUGUAUGGAUUACAUACGCAGCCAAAUGAAGGAAAUACCGGAACAAGUAGCCGAGAGAUUGUUAGAGAAGUUGAACCAAAAUGGUGUGAUGUACAAGCCAGCGGCUGCUGCGGCUUCCGGCAAGAACGAUGCCGACCUAGAAGUGGAUUCCUUUGAGAAUGAGCCGGUGAUUGAUUUGACACAGCCUGACGAGCCUGUUGUAAACCAGAACAACGAUGAUGAGGAAAAAACACCUGCCAAGUUAAAUGUUGACAAGACAACGAAGCCUACUGAUGAGUGCGGCGCAACACCGGAGAACCCUUGGAUUGUAGCUCUGUUUAGUGACAAUGACAUGGAAGGCUCUGUUAAGGACGAUUUGACACUGGAACUCAUCGAUGCUGCUGUUGCGUUUGUGGAGGCAGCUGCUCGGUCUGAGAAGAAUAUGACAAAAAGAGUUUACUACAAUGAACGUGGCACCUCUGUGACUGUGGAGAGUAUACGACCGAUUAUCGAUGCUUAUCAGACACAUUUGGCUCUGCGCGUUGGUCAUGAUCGGCACCUCUGUCCAGCCUGGAGGUCCAACUACCUUGUUGAUCGUGCUAAGGCACGAUACAACCCUAAACCGUCGAACUACAACAUGGAUAGUGCGCUGAGCAGAGCUGGAGCAGUACGUAGGGUUCUGGACGAGUAUACCGUCUGUGAUAAGUCGUUUAUCCCGUUGAACGUCGGCAAUACACACUGGAUCACCGUGGUGAUGCACAACCUCAAGAAAGAAUUCCGAGUUUUUGAUUCGCUCUAUGCUCUCGAGUUCUCUCUCGACACUGUGAAAGCACUGCGACUAGCAAUAGCAAUUGAUAUGGAAGAGGCAAACCGUAUUACACCUGGCAAAUAUCCAGAUGUCACUAAGUGGCCUAUCAUACCUCAGAUCGACAUGCCACUACAAGAGGACGGGAACUCUUGUGGCCUUUUUGUGAUUGAAGUUAUAGAGUGUUGGGACGGGGACCGAUGGACCGCCGAUUUUACCCAGGGCACGGUUAAUGCAAGGAGAAGGCGUCUCGUCGCCGAGUUGGUUCUCUCACCUACCAACACGCUCGAAUGUGUGAAGAACAAAAUCCGCGACAUCGCAAAGAAAAGCAAGGCGUGA